Messenger RNA from Salvelinus sp. IW2-2015, 5886 nucleotides. Its product is annotated as NHS-like protein 3. Gene Ontology annotation, biological process: cell differentiation. NCBI's taxonomy places the organism in Eukaryota, Metazoa, Chordata, Actinopteri, Salmoniformes, Salmonidae. The record is from RefSeq and is a predicted model, not a curated record.
CUACAGCCAUAGGUAGGACAGCACAAACGCAAGCAUUUUGUCAUUUGUUGGAAACAAUUGGAGCGUCCGUGUGCAAAACCGAUUGCUGUAGUUUGUACAAAACAAUUAUUGUAGCGUCUCAGCAAAAUAUCACUAGUCUCCUCCUGUGGCACACUUUGCGGAUAUGGUUUACCUGGAUUUUCAGUCCAGGUUCUGAAAAUAAACUUGAGAGGAACGCAGUGGAAACGCUUCGAAUGGAAAGCAGAUAAAGAAGACGUAUCUAUCAAAUCGGGACCUAAAACUUUUUUCAAAAGGGAGUAAGUCCAGUGUGAGGUGGGAUGUCUAGCCGUGAAUCUGUGGGGGACCUGAUCCCCCAGGACCUGGCGGAGGUAUUUGCCCAUGAGAGGCUCACCAAAGGGGGCCGAAGGAAGAAACGUCGGGGCUCCCUGGGCCGGGCAUUCGGCUGGCUCAAAGGGAAGAAGAAGAAGGACGUCAAUGCCAAUGGACAGAGCCAGGACUUUAAUCCAGGCCGGCCGAUGACGGGCAAGACCUUGACACAGGGCCACAACCAUGCAGUCCCAAAGCAUGAGGAUGAUGGGACUCGCGUCCCUCCACACUUCCAGGAGAAUGUGUUCAUCGAAGGCAGCCGGCCUAAGUACCUGGAGGACCUGCACACUGAGGCCCUAGAGGGACUCAAACUGCAGCAGCAGGAAGAAACCAAUAAUUGGGUGGAUUACCAGGAUGACCAGAGCGUCACAUCGACAGUGACCCGGCUGCCAGACGACACUGAGAGUGACAGUGAGAGGAGAGGCUAUCUGUCAGACAGCACCAUACCAGACACAGCGUCACAGGUCUCAACACGCUCCACUGUCUCCACACGGUCCUCACGGUCAGGACUGACCCGCCAAGCAUCAACCUUCAGGCCCCUGAAGCCAGAAAAGGCCAAGGCCAGGAGGAYACACAGGAGAACCACAGUUAUGGGGAUACCACAUCAUGUCCAGAGGGAACUGGGGUUGGACAGAGCCUCAUGGGCAGGUCGUCAGAUUAUAGAUGAGGGUGGGCUCCCUAACGGUGAGAGUCUGGACUUCCCCACCAUCGAUGGGCCUCAACUGGCUGGUUCCCAAGAGGGGGUGAGGAUGUACCUCCAGUCCGUAGAAGGCCUGCAACCUGUCUGUGAGGACCAGAUCCAGAAGGUCCCCUCCCGGGCCAGACACAGGGACGACCUGGCUCUCCUCCAGCACAUGGGCCCUCAGCUGUCCGACCUGAAUCGGCCCAAGUCCCUGGCUGUCCCCUGGAUGACCACAACCUCUAGCCUGCUUCAGCUGCACCCCGGCCCCGUCAUGUCCAUGUCCCCCCAGGCCACCUACAUGUCUAAGAUCAUCCCCAACGCUGUGCUGCUACCCUCCAUAGACGUGGUGGAGAUCACCCGGAACCGUAGUCGGAGCAGCGUUCGUACUGUCAGUAAGAGCAGCCUGCUGCUGGCCAGCCCUGCCUCCUCCCGCGCCUCCUCCCGUGCCUCCUCCAGAGCCUCCUCCAGAGCCUCCUCCCACGCCUCUACCAUGUCCUCUGCCUCCCGCUACAACCCACCACACUUCUCUGACAGCUCUGGAUGGAGCCACUCUGAGUCCUCUGAGACCCUGGUGUCUGACUCUUCCACCAUCUCCUCCAACAGCACCACCAGACAGGGGGGCUCACAGGGUGGGGGUGGGGAGGGUUCAUCCAGGGAGACGUCCCUGGACAGCAAGAGUAUCCACUCCUCUGUCAGUAAGGCCUCCAGGACCUCCGCCACCAACGGCAAAGGGAAAGCUAGAGGGGAUGAUGGCAAACAGGAGGGGCCCUUCGCCCGGAGCAUGUCUGUGAUGAAGUCCAAGAGGGCACCGGCCCCACCCAGCCGCUCCUACUCCCUACACAAGGACAACAUGAAGAGGCACUCGCGAGACCUGAUUGACAACAUGGUUACUGCCCCUCCCCAAAGCAGCCCAUUCCAGGGCGGGGAGGUUAAGGCUGUCGGUGCUGGGGAAAGUAACAACAGUAGCCCUGGCUACACAGCAGACACCAGCUCUCUGGAUGAGUCUUCAGGCUCUGUGACAGCCAGCCCCUUCAACACCCCACAGCAGGCAGCCAGGGAGAAGGUGAGGAAUGAGCAGCCAGGCUCCACAGGCUCCUCUCCCCAGAAACAGACCCCCCAGGAAAAUGGCCUGAAGAAUGUCUCUCCCUCCAGCGGCUACUCCAGCCACGGUGGCACGCCCACCCUCCUUUCCAAACAGACCCAUAACCCAUCUCCAGGGAAAAAAAGAGGCAUCCGAGCAAUCAUCUUCCCAAUGGCACCAUCGCUGGCAGCUUCAGCCCCAUCACUUGUCAUUCAGCCCCAGGCCUCUGACAGCAGCAAGACGCCUGAGCCAGUCGCCACUGUAACUCCCUCACCUUCAGUCAUGUCACUCAGAGAGCCGUUCAACAUCCCGCCCCCACCCAAGGUGUCUGCCCCCUCUCCUCCUCCCCCGGAGGUAUGGGCACACAACAAGUGCACCUUUGAACUGCUGCUAGGUCCCCCGGCCCCCAACAACACGGAUACGGUGGUGCGAAAGAACCCAAAGGAUCGACGACAGCAGAGGCAGUCUCCUUCCACAUCAAGAGAGGGUUAUGUUAAGAACGUGUCACCUGAGAGGAGAAAUGAGGAGGCAGCACCAGAGCAGGAGGCAGGAGGUGUGUUGGAGAGGGUCACUGAGCCUCAAGCUAAAGAGCAGACAGGUCCAGCAGACCAGGAAAGGGUACAGUCUUCCGUUGUGGAGACUAGUAAUCCAGCAGCACGUACGUUUGAGUCAGGAAAGGGUCAGGAGAGUGAAGUAGCACAGAAGGUUGAAGAGAGGGUCCAAGGAAGUCAGUUGGGAGUUGAAGAGAAGGUGCAGGGAAGUCAGUUGGWGGUUGAACCAGAGAGGGUCAUUGUAAAUCAGUUGAUAGGUAAACUAGAGAAGGUCCAGACAAGUCAUUUGGUAAAUGGAAAAUCGGUGAACGCCGCAGUAGCUCCAGGAAAGGGCCUAGGAAAAGUAAAGACAGAAAUACAGACUACUACUCCUGCUGCAGCCAAAAAGACUGAAUUCCAACCUAAAAUGGACACGUCUAUGGUAAGCCCUGCUCUAGCACACAUCUCCCCAUCUCCGUCUCCUCCCCCAGCACACUAUCCUCCCCUUCCCCCUUCCAAACAGACCCCACCUGUGGCCCCCUCAGACUCUAUGCCUGCUCCAGAGCCGCCACUAGUCUCCACCACUGGGGAAUCCUCCUGGCCCCCUCCCCCUUCUCCCAUGGACUUAGCCACCCUUGGCAAUGAGCUUGACCUGCCCAUUCCCCCACCACCAAGGGUAGUUAUGACAGAACAUGUGCCCCCUGUUUCAUCUGUACUACAGGGAAUCCCACCUCCACCCCAGGGUAUCCCACCUCCACCUCCCCAAGAAGCCCCACCUCCACCAAAAGCAAAGUUUGGUCCUCCCUCCUACAUCCCUCCACCUCCCCAAAGUAUUCCACCCCCACCUCCACUGGAAAACAUACAGCAGCACAGUCCAGUGACCACAGAGAGACAGAACCAAGAGAAGUCCCUCAGCAAGAGCUCUUACUCUCCCACUCCCACAGAGGAGGGCUCCACUCCCGUGGUCACCCCCACCCUUCUGCAGACGGUCAAGCUGAGGUCUGCCAAUAAUGGUGACCAGGAUCAGGAAAAGGACCAGGGACAGGACUGUACAGGAGUCACUUUGAGGGCCAAAAAACCCAGUAACGGUGAGGCUCCCCAGAAGCCUAUUCGAAGGUCUCUCUUCAUGACAUCUCCCCCUCCCACUGUCACAUCCCCAACUACGACUGUUAUCUCACAAUCUCCCAUAGCCCAACCCCCACAGGCAGCCCCAGCCACAGAGGCAACCCCACAGGCAGACUCAAAGCCUGCUGCAGCCCCCGUGACAGCCACAGAGGCAACCCCACAGGCAGACCCAGAGGCUGCCACAUCCCCAGAGGCAACCUCAGCCCCGGAGGCAGCCACAGCCUCAGCUCCAGAGGGAGCCACAACCCCAGCCACAACCCCAGAGGCAGCUGCAGAAACAGCUCCAGAGGGAGCCACAACCCCAGCCACAACCCCAGAGGCAGCUGCAGAAACAGCUCCAGCCACAGUCCCAGCUGAGGCCCUGGAGGUAGCCACAGCCUUAGCUGAAACCCCAGCCAAGCCCCAGCCCAGCAUACUUAAUUUACCCUUAAAGUCAUCCACUGUCACCUCUCCUACGAGGAAGUCACCUCCUGCCUCAGCCAUCACCCCCUCCAUGAGGAUGCAGGAGGCCAUCCGCUUGAGGACAGCAUCCAGAAGUAAAGAGGGGCCUCCCUCUCGUCUCAGUCUGCACUCUCCAACAAGUCUCAAGUCUCCCUCCUCCACCGCCAGUUUCAUCUUUGCCAAGAGCACAAAGAAGAUUGUCAUAGAGACCCCCUCAUCCCCUGAGGCCCAGGCCAAUCUCACAAAGAACCUGAUAGCUGAGCUUUCAUCUGUGUCUAUUCCAGCCAAGUCCACAGACACACAGAAGGUGGUGGUCAAGGUGCCUCCACCUGUGUCAAGGAAACCCAAGUCUAAGGUCAAAGAGACAGAGCCCAGUGUGGAGACUGAGCAUGUGCAAACUGCGGGUCAGGAAGCAUAGCCAGCAGACAGCACUGAGGGUGUUCCAGAGGGUCCAAGCGGGACAGCAGUGCCACCAUUAUCCUCCACAUGAGCAACACUGCCACUAAGCAAGGAUUAAUCAUUCACAAAGACAUUGACUUUUAUCUGUACAUUGAGAAGACACCAUAUGUCAAGCACAAUAUGCAAGAGGGAGAGAGAUGGAUAAAAAAAAGAAGUGAGCGGAUGACGCAUACAGAACAGAGCCUUCUGAAGACAGGGCAACUGGACAUAACUAAAUGUAACCCUCUCACAUAAGAGCUCUUUGAGUUUGAAAUCCUUUGAGUGUAUGUUAAAAUGGUGUUGGUCUUUAAUUUUUCUAAUACUCUUGUUGUAUUUUGGAGCAUUUUUCUUUGGCAGAGGGACUUCUUACUGGUCUGAUUUAAUAAUGGACAGUCAGUCAGUCACAGUGCAUGCUGGUCUAGAGGUUGCCCUCUAGUGUCAACUAUGGAAUGUCACAGCUACUGCYGUUGGGUACGGCAAACACUUGUCUGGAUUAUAUACCACAAUGUUGGAUUUUUGAUAUAUUCAUAUCGUUAUAAGAUAAUGCACUAUUAGAAUGUGUUGAGUUCUUAUUUCAUCCAUGUUUGUUGUAAUAAAAUAAUUUACCUAAAUUAUUUGUCCUGUAGACAUCUUCCCAUUUAGAUUUUGUGGGAAAUGUGAUGUUAUUUUAUGUUUUCUAUGUCAAUAUGUGGCAAUCUUUCCUGAUGURAUCAUAUUUCCUUAUCUCCUUAGCUACUAAAAUGCUAUCAUCAGAGCUGGGUGAUGCCACUAGUUCUAGAAUGAGGAUGAGAAUCAUAUUCAUGAUGAGAAUCCKAAUUUUCAUGGUCAUGUUUUGUUUUUCUUUUGUUGGUAUGAAUGUACACAGACUUUUACAGGAAUCUCYCCCUGCGUGUAAAUCAAAUCUCACAGAUUUCAUCUGAAGCACAGUUUAUGAACGUAACUGGUCAUUUAAAAAGACUAUUGGGGCAAAUCUUUGUCUUGCUUUUAGUUAUAUCCUGCAAAUGUUGAUACAUUUCCUUUCAACCAGAUGGGAGCUACAUUAUACAUUGCAUUUAUGUUACUAAUUUGUACAGAAAUUGGGAUAUUGCUCAACAAUGAAACAUCUGCUUUGAAAGUACAUAUUAUUUAGUGAUUUCAAUGAUUGUAGAAAAGUAAUCUGACAUGAUUAUGUAUAGUUUCAUUUAUUUCAAGAUAACAGAAUAAAUGAAUUUCUUCACAAUGAA